CUAGGAUUUCAAUUCCUGCUGCAGGUGGAGAAAGAGCAAACGGAGGAGGAGAAGAAAUGGCAGGGAGCGUCUGUUUAUGCUUGAAAAUAUUUCCGAAUUCGGCGUUGUUGAGGCGAACGGAGUCGCAAACUCCUUUAACAAUUCAGCUUACCAGCGGUAGCGGCAGCUCCUCCUCCCCUUCGUGUAUUUCAUGGUUUAGCGGUAGUUCCAAGGCGAAUCGACUCAUUUCGUUAUCUCGUAGCAGAAGAAAACACGGAAGUUCUUCAUACGUCUUGGCUUCUUCCUCUUCUCCUUCUCCUUCUCCUUCUACCUCCAGAUCUAAAACCAGACUCUAUGUCAGCGGGCUCUCUUUCCGCACCACUGAAGAGAGUUUACGAAAUGCCUUCAAAAUUUUUGGCCAACUCGUGGAGGUCAAUUUGGUCAUGGACAGCAUAGCUAACAGACCAAGAGGAUUUGCUUUCCUGCGGUAUGCCACAGAGGAAGAAUCUCUAAAAGCUAUUGAAGGAAUGCAUGGAAAGUUUUUGGACGGGAGGGUAAUCUUUGUGGAAAUUGCAAAACGCAGAUCAGAGCUCCAUCGAGGGUUUGGAACAACUGAAGACCAUAUCUAAGGGCUAGAAAUGGCAUUGUUUAUGAAGAAGCAUAGUUCAGAUCGAGUCGCCUUCGUUUUAAGUUGAUUCUAUGCUGUUAAUCUAGAAGACAAGGUUAGAAUUCUUUUUUUUUUUGGGCACUUCAUCUACUAUGGCAUAUAUUCGCUGUAAAAUUUUUAAUCUUAGAUUUCCAGUUUGACAGUCUUGAUUCCCGUGACAUAAAUAUGGUACUUGUUGGAACGAUAGAAUUCAA
Tripterygium wilfordii is the source of this 840-nucleotide messenger RNA. RefSeq names its product organelle RRM domain-containing protein 6, chloroplastic. NCBI's taxonomy places the organism in Eukaryota, Viridiplantae, Streptophyta, Magnoliopsida, Celastrales, Celastraceae. Gene Ontology annotation, molecular function: RNA binding. Bases 57 to 608 code for a protein of 183 amino acids. The record is from RefSeq and is a predicted model, not a curated record. The transcript is spliced from 4 exons. Gene Ontology annotation, cellular component: chloroplast. Gene Ontology annotation, biological process: chloroplast mRNA modification; cytidine to uridine editing.